GGGUCACGAGGUGGCGGGGCGUUUAAAUUCACGGUGCUUUUUUGAAGUUGAAUGGUGGUGAAUUCCAUGGUUGAAUGUUGUUUUAGUAAAAAGGUCUAUCCCGAAAGUUGAUGGCAGGGAAGAAAUGAACAAGCACGGCAGAGAAACCCAUCAUUAUCUGAAGAAAGGAAAGAUGCUAAUUUCUCUAGAUUUGUGCAUCUUGAACCAAGGAGGAACUGAAAACUGGUACCAAGACAGACAUAGACAGGAAACAAUUGCCUUACUAGAAGACUGUGUAUCGGAGAGGAUCAGUGAGUUCUACAUCAAGAAGAGAGCGAGAAGGUUCCACAGACAGCGAGAGAAGAAAGAAGUCAAGCCCAAACAAGAACAACCAAAGAUGCUACAAGGUAGCACAGUUAAGAUUGGAUACAAGUUCACCAAGAGAACGGUCACUCAGAGAUGCCUCUUAACAAAUUCCAACUUUGCGACCAUAACUCUAUUCCCAGAGACACUUCAUGUGUACGUGUGCGAGUACCAACCAUCCACAGUGCUUAAGACCACCGCUCAGCUGAUGUACACAAUCAAGGAGGACACCAUGGAACCAGUGGGGACCAGUAACUAUUUCCAGCGGGGCACCAGUCCAGAAAUAAAGAAAGUCGGUACUGUGUCGGCAGUCAAGAAGAGAGAUAAACUGAAGAUGCUUGUUAGGAGACGGAUUAGGAAAAUGCUAACAGAGUCUUGCUCCAUGGAAAGUGGCUACGAUACAAUCACGAACAACCCAACGACCUCCGCCGACACCAAUAUGGUCUGCGCACCUUGCCACACUACAGGUGGUGGAUAUGCCCCGGAAGAAGUCGAUGAUCCUAGAAGCAAUAGUCAUGUUUUUCAGACCAAAACUGAGCGAGCACUGCUGAGAGGUCUCAAACAGGCUGCAACUUCCACUAAAUUUCACAUGCAAGGGAUGUGUCAUCAUAGGGAAGGACUCAUAGGUAAUGAUGUGCAAAAACCGUCCAAAAAGAGGAAAGUGGUUCUCGGUGGGGAGUCGCACCCUAAUGAGAUGGAAACCAUAGCAGCUGUUCAAACAAACACAAACAAAGACUCACCCGACAUAGGAGGCAGGGAGCCUUUUAAAGAGAAGAUAAUUGGACCAGCAAAUACGGAAAGUGACAUGUUGUCAGGUCGAUGGUCCUCUUCCGAGAUAAAAGAGAAGACUUGCGAAGCAAAGUCCAAAGAGUCGGAGCGGAGUUCGUUUCACGACGACGAUGGGGAUGUUGAGAUGAUGGAUCUUGAGGAGGUUGUUGACCUUUGUGGGGAGGAUGGCGAGGAGGACGUAGCUGGAGGAGAUAUCAGUUGCCUCAAAGAUGGCAAACCAGAUGUCGAAUGUAUGAAGAGGCUUGAUGCAUUGCAACUGAAGCGCCUAGUGAGAAGGAACAAGAGGUUUCUGAGGGAGAUUUUUGUUGGCAAGAGACCCUGCAAACGGCAUUUGGAUUAUAAGCAAGGUGGAUACGCAAGAGCGAAUUUAGCGUAUGAGGCUUGGUACGGACCAUUCACCGAAGACCAAGUUGACUGUAUUAUGACAGAGUUGAUGAAGGUGUACUGUGCAAAGCAUAACAGAUUCCUUGAAUACCUCAGCAAAGUCUUGCUCCCGGAAGCUCUGACAAAGAUCUGCAUGGACGUCUUGCACCUCUCACAGGAGGCUGCCCAGUUAAUCAUGGAGGACAUAUCGCUGUGUAGUGAUGCAACGUUGCUAGGCAACAGAUACUGAUGCAGUCCCACAAGAUCCAGUCAAGUACAGUGCACACAAUUGCAGUUUUAAUCAUUAACUGUAACCAGGGCCCAAUUUCAUAAUGCACGUAAGCACCAAAACUUACUAACCCCGGGAAAAUGUGCUUAAAGGAAACAGGUAACCAGCCAAAAAACUUAAAUUGAGAUUACAUUGUUGCCACUGGGUCCCAACUCAUUGUUUGAUUAGCAAGGCAAAUUGGCUAAGCAGUAUUUUCUGCUAAACAGGGCCCAUAACACAUAUGCUGCAACCCUAUCUGCCAUUUUUGUUUAACAAAAUCCACGGGGUGUUUUAGACCGCGGAACAAUUGUGCAGGUCACAAUUUGACAACUUUAGACUACCUUUAACAGCUUAACAUUGAUCCGGAUGACAACUUUAGACUACCUUUAACAGCUUAACGUUGAUCCGGAUGACGUGUACAUGUACAAGCAUGUCCGCCGAAUGCAUUGAUUUGUGUGUAGGGUCUAAACUUCCCGAUUGCAACUGUUUUUAAAGUUGCUUCGUUAUGUGCCGUUUUUAAGGAGCCACACUUUCAAAAACUCUUGUUCUACUGUUUGUUGGUCUUUCUUGCAGGCUGCUUAUAAAUUAUGCAGGAAACCUCGACUUUUUACAUAUUGUACUUGAUUUUGCCUUUAAGAAUGUGUUGUUAAGAACACACCAUUUGAACUUGCCAAUCAUUCAGAAUUGUUGAAAGUCUGUUUUUAUUUAAAGCCGUGUACAUGUAGUGACAAUGUGUACAUGUAUUUUUCUGCCAAUAAUACAUUGUGUAAUUGCCGUUUUGGAUCGCUUUAGAGCUCAACAAAAAAAACUUUCUCACUGGAGGGUCAUGUGACAUCUUGUGAAAUGCACUGAAAACAUUGUAAAAUGUAAAUUUUUUUGUUAAGUUUGAAAAUGUUACCGUUGAAGGCUGUACGUUUUUGUAAAGUUUGUUAUUAAGGAAGGACCUUUUGCUCCGAUGUUUGUUUUUCUAUCAAAACUACAUCGUUG
Molecule: messenger RNA, 2749 nt
Organism: Asterias rubens (European starfish)
Lineage: Eukaryota; Metazoa; Echinodermata; Asteroidea; Forcipulatida; Asteriidae
Exons: 10
Coding region: 125-1744 (539 amino acids)
Source: RefSeq, a predicted model, not a curated record